Thunnus maccoyii (southern bluefin tuna) is the source of this 2437-nucleotide messenger RNA. RefSeq names its product melatonin receptor type 1A like (gene mtnr1al). The record is from RefSeq and is a predicted model, not a curated record. Gene Ontology annotation, cellular component: membrane. NCBI's taxonomy places the organism in Eukaryota, Metazoa, Chordata, Actinopteri, Scombriformes, Scombridae. Gene Ontology annotation, molecular function: melatonin receptor activity. Gene Ontology annotation, biological process: G protein-coupled receptor signaling pathway. The coding region runs from base 561 to 1625 and encodes 354 amino acids. The transcript has 2 exons.
CUCGAUGAGCUUUCAGAAGCUCAGAGUUGAAGUUGCUUUCGUCACAUGAGAAACUCAGAGCGACAGACCGGCGGCUGAAGCUCAAUGAAGCUGGAAUCAUGAAUAACGGAGCGGAUUUGUGAAUGAACCCUCAGAGUGGAAACAUCUCUCCAGCUGCUGCGCGAACGGACGCAGCUCGAACAAAUGAACCUGGUGACUUGAGAAGCUUCCGAUUCGUAGUUUUGUUUUAUUUUCUCCAGUUCAAUGGGAAGUAAAUGAGAUAGAUGCCUACUGGAAACCUUUUUUUCUGUGCGUUUCUUGUUCUUAAAUGAAGAUAGGCUACAUUGAGCGUCAAUGCGCAGAUUUGUAAAUAUAGUCUAUUUUAUGUAUUCUCUUAUACGGGUCAACCUACACGGGUAGACAACAGGACUAAUCAAAGUUAAGACUCUACUACUCUCGCAGAAAUGUCCUACUAUGCCCUGUGUGGAGACUUGGGCUCGUAAGGGACACGUCGCUCCGGUGCCAUUGCGCUCAGAGAUGCGCACAGCUCCCCGGUGCGCCUAGUCUGACAGCCGUGCGUUAUGCUGAAUGAACCGACCUUCCGCGACCACCACCCGAUGCGACUCGUCGACCCGAGGCACCUUCCGCAACUGAUGUCCCUGGAGGACCAUGAACCCACCAUGGUGGAGGGAACCUUGGUGCCCCGCAACUCCACGCCGGCAGGGGAGGAAGGGGCCCCGGGUCAGCACCACCAGUCCUUCCCCUGGGCGGUGACCCUGCUGGCCGGCGUCCUGAUCACGACCAUCGUGGUGGAUGUUAUCGGGAACAUGCUGGUCAUCGUGUCCGUGUUCAGGAACAGGAAACUCAGGAAAGCAGGAAACGCCUUUGUGGUGAGCCUGGCCCUCGCUGACCUGGUGGUGGCCAUCUAUCCCUACCCGCUAGUCCUGACCGCCAUCUUCCACGACGGCUGGAUCGCCGGCUACAUCCACUGUCAGAUCAGCGGCUUCCUCAUGGGCCUCAGCGUCAUCGGCUCCAUCUUCAACAUCACGGGCAUCGCCAUCAACCGCUACUGCUACAUCUGCCACAGCCUCAAGUACGACAAACUCUUCUCCAACAGCAACACCAUGUGCUACGUCGUGCUCGUCUGGGCGCUCACCAUCCUCGCCAUCGUGCCCAACUGGUUUGUGGAGUCGCUGCAGUACGACCCGAGGGUUUACUCCUGCACCUUCGCCCAGUCGGUCAGCUCGCUGUACACCAUCACGGUGGUCGUGGUGCACUUUAUCCUGCCGAUCGGCAUCGUCACCUACUGCUACCUGCGCAUCUGGAUCCUCGUCAUCCAGGUGAGGCGGAGGGUCAAGCCGGACUCGCGGCCGAAGAUCAAACCGCACGACCUCCGCAACUUCCUCACCAUGUUUGUGGUGUUUGUGCUCUUCGCCGUCUGCUGGGCGCCGCUCAACCUGAUCGGCCUGGCGGUGGCGCUGGACUCCAGGCUGAGCCGGGCCAUACCGGAGUGGCUUUUCACGGCCAGUUAUUUCAUGGCGUACUUCAACAGCUGCCUCAACGCCGUUGUCUACGGCGUCCUGAACCACAACUUCAGGAAGGAAUACAAGAGGAUCGUCCUGAUCAUCUUCAAGUUCCACUGCUGAGAAAAGACGCUGAGGGAAGGGUGGAGGUCGGGGGUUAUUUUUACUUUUAUGUGACAAGAGAAGUCAAUUGAAAAAGUGAUGAAAGGAAGAAUUUGACCUUGACAAAGACUUUGACAAACUUAGUAAUGAAAGGAAAAAAAACUAAUAAAGGUAGAAAGAAGAAAGAAAAACACUGUGUAUGGAGGAGGAAAAAAAGAAGAACUUUAAUAGCUCAAAGUGUGAAGGGCAGAGACAAAAUGAAAUAAAUGAUGCCACACUGAGAGUUAUCAGUGAUGCCUUCAGGGAAACUGAGAUAAAGAGAGACUGGGAAAAUGCACAGAGAGAGAGAGAGAGAGAGAGGCAGAGAGUUUAGGAUUAACUCUUUACUUGGUGACGUGUUUCAUUGUGACUUUCUCUUUAAAGAAGUCAUGAAUAAAUUACUUAUCUUUAAAGCAACUUCAUACAUAUAUUUGAUGUUGGAUUCUCCAAACAUUGUGACCAUCUCCCUCAUCUUGAUGCAUAAAAUCCUUCAUGAAAGACACAAAAAAUCUCAGCUACUCUGAUUUUUUUAUUUUAUUAUAAAGGACCGUUAACGUCAACGCUGAUUUCUGAUUGUUCACAGAGGAGAAAACUGACUGAUGGUGGUUUCAGAACGGAGACAAAGAUGUUUACAAAAAGAAAUUUAUUUAUAUAGAUAGAAUAACAAAUUUGUGCUCUUUAGGAAUGUUAAGUAGUGUGAUGUACUUUUGAAUAAAAGUGGUUUUAAAAAAGGUGCAACAUGCACGUUUCCAAGCAUCAAGACGAACCUUCAGACAUCAAAUGUUAAGAUUCAU